GCAACAUUCUGGUCUGUGGAGACUCCGAGAAUGAUUUGCCAAUGUUGGAAGUAUGUCUUGAAUAUGCAAAAGAGAAAGUGUUCACAAUUUGGGUGACACGAGACGAGAGAUUGAGACAAAAGGUCAGCUCACUCUGUCUUCAAUACGGAAAUUCGCAUGUGGCUUUCGUUUCGUGUCCAGGGGUUCUCCUUGGCGCAAUGGCUCAAGCCACAGUUCGGGUAUUCAAUCUUCGACCGGGUAGC
Messenger RNA from Mesorhabditis belari, 242 nucleotides. The record is from the annotation of a GenBank genome assembly. Lineage: Eukaryota; Metazoa; Nematoda; Chromadorea; Rhabditida; Rhabditidae.